AUGGAGCGCAACUAUGUCUCCGCUGGCCAGGUACAGGCCACCGGGUACACCAUGAUUGCUCUGUCCUCCGCGGUGGUCAUUGCUCGGUUUAGUCUGAUCCUCUGGAAGUUGCGAGCGCUGCAGAUCGAGGACGGCUGCGUGCUGCUGGCCUGGGGGUGCUUCCUGGCCAUGAGCAUUGCGUACAUCAUGGUCAUGCCGGUGGUGUACAAGGUCGAUGCGUACGCGGACGGGGAGAUCGCGCCGUGGGCGAGCAUGAUGUCGGACGCGCUGUUCAUGAUCAAGGUCUUCUUUGCCAACACGAUGCUGCUGUGGGGGUCCCUGUGGUCCGUCAAGCUGUCGUUCCUGUUCCUCUAUCGGCGAUUGCUCCGCGACUUGCCGGGGGAGAUGAAGUGGUGGUACAUGUGUGUCCGGACCUUUAUCGGGGCAGUCAUCUCCAACUUCACCUCGUGUCAAAGAGAGUGCGACACGCAUCGCGAUGCGGUGGCCGAGAUCGCCAGUUUGUAUUAUAGCUUUGCAGUGGACGUGGUCAGCGAUAUCAUGAUCAUGAUACUGCCGUUGCGCCUGGUCUUGUCGCUGCGGAUGCCGCUGGGCCAGAAGCUCAGCGUGGCGGCGGUGUUUGCGCUGGGCAGCAUCUGCGUCGUCAUGGCCGUCGUGCGCGUCGUCCAGAUCGGCACGCGCGCCAACAGCGACAGCACCCCGAGUAGUUCCUGGCUGGCCUUCUGGGGGAUGAUCGAGGCCGGCAUCGCCGUCAUCGUCGGAUGCCUCCCAGCCUUCGCCAUCGUCUACCGUCGCACGAAGAACUCCAACCGCUACGAGAGCAGCUACAUGGGCAUGUCCUCGUCCGUCAACGUCCCGCAGGAUAUCGCGCUGUCGGAGAUCUCAGGCAAUGGGACCCUCAAAGACGCAGAGAUGAAGUUCAACAUCACUCCACCGUUACCGUCACGAGUCUCGGACGAGGAAACAUGAGGUCAGAUACCAGGCAUUGAUGUUAUCAUGAGAAACGGGGUUAUGCUGUGGACAGCCGAGGCUAGAGUAGUACAUAAAAGUGGCUGUGGAGACAAACUAUCUAUAGGAUGGUGGAUAGUAUGGAACAAUGCAUUACUGAUUGGGCCCAACGCACUUCAACAGAUACAGGGAUUAGCAGAGCUAAUAUUCCCCACACACUCAGUAAUCCCAGUCACUUGCAACCAAUAAAGCUCAUGUUGUUGAAGGGCUGAUUUCCGCAAGGCUGCGACUAAGCACCCCUGCCCCAGAGCAAAGAACAAUCCCCAUGUCAGCCUCAGAUAGAUCCACCUUUACUGA
Aspergillus heteromorphus CBS 117.55 is the source of this 1302-nucleotide messenger RNA. RefSeq lists its product as uncharacterized. Bases 1 to 966 code for a protein of 321 amino acids. NCBI's taxonomy places the organism in Eukaryota, Fungi, Ascomycota, Eurotiomycetes, Eurotiales, Aspergillaceae. The transcript is spliced from 5 exons. The record is from RefSeq and is a predicted model, not a curated record.